CGGGGCCGGGCGGGCCUGAGGCGGGCCCGGGCAGCCCGCUGCAGGAGCAUCCCCGCCAAGAUGAACGCGGUGCUGGCGGUCCGGCAGUACGUGUCCAAGAUGAUCGAGGACAGCGGCCCCGGCAUGAAGGUGCUGCUGAUGGACCGGGAGACGACCGGCGCCGUGAGCGUGGUGUACACCCAGUCCGAGAUCCUGCAGCGCGAGGUUUAUCUCUUCGAGCGCCUCGACUCCCCCAACAGGGAGCCCAUGAAGCACCUCAAGGCCAUCUGCUUCCUGCGGCCCACCAAGGAGAAUGUGGAGCUUCUGGUGCAGGAGCUGCGAAGGCCCAAGUACAGUGUCUACUUCAUCUAUUUCAGCAAUGUCAUCAGCAAGAGUGAUGUGAAGGCUUUGGCUGAGGCCGAUGAGCAGGAGGUCGUGGCUGAAGUCCAGGAGUUCUACGGCGACUACAUUGCGGUGAACCCGCACGUCUUCUCCCUCAACCUCCUGGGCUGCUGUCGGGGCCGCAGCUGGGACCCAGCUCAGCUCACCAGAACAACCCAGGGGCUCACUGCUCUGCUGCUGUCCCUGAAGAAGUGCCCCAUGAUCCGGUACCAGCUGUCCUCGGAGCCAGCAAAGCGCUUGGCCGAGUGCGUGAAGCAAGUGAUCACGAAGGAGUAUGAGCUGUUUGAUUUCCGGCGCACCGAGGUCCCUCCCCUGCUCCUCAUCCUGGACCGGUCGGACGAUGCCAUCACCCCACUCCUGAACCAGUGGACGUACCAGGCCAUGGUCCACGAGCUGCUGGGGAUCAACAACAACCGCAUCGACCUGUCCCGGGUGCCAGGGAUCAGCAAGGACCUGCGGGAGGUCGUCCUGUCCGCUGAGAACGAUGAGUUCUACGCCAAUAACAUGUACCUGAACUUCGCUGAGAUUGGCACCAACAUCAAGAACCUGAUGGAGGAUUUCCAGAGGAGGAAGCCAAAGGAGCAGCAGAAGCUGGAGUCCAUUGCGGAUAUGAAGGCCUUUGUGGAGAACUACCCUCAGUUCAAGAAGAUGUCAGGCACGGUGUCCAAGCACGUGACAGUGGUGGGGGAACUGUCACGGCUCGUGGCGGAGCGGAACCUGCUGGAGGUGUCAGAGGUGGAGCAGGAGCUGGCCUGCCAGAGUGACCAUUCCAGUGCCCUCCAGAGCGUGCGGCGGCUGCUGCAGAGCCCGCGGGUGUCGGAGCUGGACGCGGCUCGGCUGGUGAUGCUCUACGCGCUGCGCUAUGAACGCCACGGCAGCAGCGGCCUCCCGGCACUGCUGGAGGAGCUGCGCAGCCGUGGCGGCACCGACAGGUACCGCAAGGUAACCCCGGGCAGGGCAGGAGUGGACAGGUACCGCAAGGUAACCCCGGGCAGGGCAGGAGUGGACAGGUACCGCAAGGUAACCCCGGGCUGGGGCAGGACUGGACAGGUACCGCAAGGUAACCCCGGGCAGGGCAGGAGUGGACAGGUACCGCAAGGUAAUCCCGGGGCGGGGCAGGAGCAAGCAGCCCCAGUGUAUUCAUAGACAGGAUGGGGGAAUCCCUGCUCUUUGGGGUGAAACCUGCCUACUCCAGGUCAGCCCAGGGCUAUGUUAUUGCACAGAACCCUGAGCUCCGCUGGGACCUGUGGGUGUGGCUUUAAAAGGUGUUUUAAAUAAUUGAAUUUAUUUCCAUUUCCUAAAUCAGUGAUGUUGGGGGUUGGACUCCAGAGAUCCCUUCCACUCCUGACUAGUCUUUGAUUCUGUAAUGUUAUGAAGGAUUUAAUAAUGAAGGGACGGCAGGAGCCUGCUGGGAGGAGGAGUGUGGCACAUACAUGGGCCUGGGAUGUGCUUCCUUUCUUCUUUUCCUCCCCCACUUUUCCCAGCUUCUGCAGCACAGGCAGUGGCUGCAGUGAAGGGCUGGGGAUGGAGAGGAGCUGGCAGGGAGGGAACAGGCGAUGGUGCCAGGAGCAGCUGGGGAGGAGGUGGAGGAGCGGGAUGAUGUCACCUCGUGUGGAGGAGCUGAUGUCGCUGCUGCAGGCGAUGGAGAUGAAGCCUCUCCUCAAGCAGGAGGGUCGGGGUGGGCUGGGGGUCAUGGGGGUGCUGCUGCUCUGUCCCCUCACCUCCAUGUGCUGUUCCAUUGGGAUCCUCUCCGUGGCUCCUUGUCCCUGUUCCACACCUCCAGGAGGUGUCUGCAGUGACUCCUCAGCACAGCCUGGAGCUGUUCCCAGGCUGACAGGGCUCCUGCCCUCUCCCUGCACAGCUGGUGUCCGCCGUGGUGGAGUAUGGAGGGAAGCGGGUCCGAGGCAGUGACCUGUUCAGCCCCAAGGAUGCCGUGGCCAUCACCAAGCAGUUCC
Messenger RNA from Parus major (Great Tit), 2336 nucleotides. It is a transcript of the gene VPS45, whose product is annotated as vacuolar protein sorting 45 homolog. Lineage: Eukaryota; Metazoa; Chordata; Aves; Passeriformes; Paridae. The transcript has 12 exons. Gene Ontology annotation, biological process: intracellular protein transport; vesicle-mediated transport. The record is from RefSeq and is a predicted model, not a curated record. Gene Ontology annotation, cellular component: Golgi membrane. Bases 61 to 1527 code for a protein of 488 amino acids.